AUGACAGCGAUCUGCUUCGUGUGUAACCUGCCGAUCCUGAGUCAUCAGGUCGGCCUGAUAUGGCAGGGGGGGAAAGGGGGGGGGGGGUUUUUGUAUUUGAUGAGGGAACAGGUUGAGGAGUCUACUUGGAAGCAACGACUCGGAACCGGAAGACGUACCUCCGCGACGCAAAUCACAUCCACAUCCCCGCCGAAUGAGCCACAGGAACCUACGACGAAUCAACCUCGUCGACGUUCCAGCUUGUCCCUUACGGAUGUUCGAAACAAGCUGUGCCGUCGUGAAACGCUUGCAGACAUCGCGAAAUCAUUGCCGUGGUCCAGACAAACAUGGUCCAGACGAGAAAGCUCAGUCGACAGCGGGAUUAAGAGUCAAGCGUCGACGAAAUCGACCGGUACCACGAUCAGCAACUUUAAAAAUGACAUUUCUAGGCUAUGGGGAAGGAAGGAUACGACGCUGCAGCCUCAACCGUCUCCUACAGUCAUUUCUCCAUCUGAGAGAGUGUCAAGCGACUCAAAGAGCUCUCGACGCGGUUCCGGCGAAAGCGGAAGAACCAAGAGUCCGGGCGAACGGCAGCAUACUUGCAGUCAUCACAGGCGCAGACAAUCGCAACAGUCUGCGGACAGUGCCAGCGGCGUGAUGCUCGCAAAAUAUUACAGUAGCGAUCAAAGGCCAAGUGCUUCCAGCACUGAUAGCGCGGCCAGCAAUGCUGUCAGGGAACACUUGGAGACGCGCAACUCCAUGGACAGAAGCGACCGAUCGAGCAGUAUCGAGACAAAAUCCCAGCCUACGGUGGACAAAGUUCUGACGCCCACGACGACGACGACUACGUCAGUGGUUGACGGCAAGGUGCCUGUGACGAGCACCGAGGUGAAGACGUUCACCACGACGACGGUUUCAUGGACUACCACGACGGUCACGACGUCGACUACAUUGACCAUAGACACGAAGACCGUGUCCGAGAUGAAGAACCUAACUCUAGACGCGUCCAUCACUCCCCCUACCAUCGUGAUGUCAUCGGUGACACCGCCAAGUGUCUCGCCGACUGCCAGUAGGACACUUGCAUUGCCCGGAACCUCGACUUCCGGCAGCUCUAGCCCCGUUGGAUCACCUAACGUCAGCACACCGACGCAUCCUCUGCUCGCUACCAGAAGAGAUUCUACCACUCAGGUUUGUUAUCAGAAAGAGAAGGAGGCUUCCCCGAACAAAUUGUCGAGAUUAAAACGGCAAUCAGCUACCGUAGACGAGUCGACGCCACCCGCACGACGACGUGGAAGUCAGCCGACACUGUCACCGAAUCCCGAAGAAAGGGGUAGAGAACGGAUAGCCCGUAGGGACUCGCUGAGUCCCGAUUCCGCCUCGUAUCCGCGACGCCGCGACUCGAGGAGCCAUCUGAGCCCGGACAGGGCGGCCGAUAAAAGGGAUAUCAGUCCUAUCAGGGAGAGAUCUCAACUAGCGCGGCAGUCAAUCUCGAUGAGUGGUCGGUCGCCACCGAGAUCACCGGAUGGCUCUUCAUGUUCCUCGAGAGACCCAAGCCCGUGUGCUUGUACAGGAGAGGGCAUGCCAGCACCGAUAAUAACACAAUCGACCACGAAAGAAAUCUUGAUCGCACGUGGUUUUCGACGACAGAGCACCACGGAGGAAAUGAUGAGAUGUCGAAAUUUUCGAAGGCAGAGCUCUCAAAGUGAAGAGGCGGUUCAAAGAUAUCGAGGUAGAAGAGAUAGUUCUGCUCAAAUCACCGAUGGAACCUUAGCCACGAUGACUGUCGAAAUAUCGAACACCUUUUUCGACAGCAGCACGCAAACUGAACCGUUGCCGCUGUACGACAACAAUCACUACCAUGAGGAAUGCCUAAAAUGUAACAGCUGCGGCCUGAAUCUCACGGGACCCAACCAAAAGCGGGCUAGACGGUUCAAGAACCAAAUACUUUGCGAUCUUCACUUCGCUGACGUGGCGCUGAUGGAGUGCUCGGACUUCAUGCAGCAGUUGCGCAGCUUCAAACCACAAUGUUUAGGCUGCGCAGUUGCCCGAAGGAAAUCAUCGACCACCUUGAUCUUCCCCCUGCCGCCGCAAGCCUGUUCAGACGAGUUCUGCAACGAGUUCCCUCACAACAUGGUGCCGACGCCUGGCUACUGGAUCGAGUGCUCCAGGCAACAGAUCACCUCCGACACGAUCUGGGACGAGAGCGAGAGCGAGGAGGCGACAGACACCGAGCUAGCUGAGGUUCAACAGGAGUCGGACACAGACGAGUUGCCCAGGAAGAAGACCACGAUCGAGGAGCAAUGGGAGAAGAAUCAAGGAUUCGAGUUGACUUCUGUCGAGCAAGAGACGUACGAGAAGUACUUCUACGGGACGGAGCACUGGAAUUACUUCACCAACGACGAGGAACUCGGUCCGGUGAUACUGAGCAUCAAGCAGGAAACGCUGAACAAUCGGGAUCAAUUUAGAAUUCUCGUCAGAGCCAUCAGUUACACCGUUCAUGGCCUGAUCCCGGCCAGUUGCGUCUUCGCUGACAGGUACGAUCGCGAGGAAGUGGUUCGCAGCUUGGGAAAAGAAGUGAACGUAAAUCCACCGCUGACACUAGGUCAGCUACCGGACACUCAGGAUGAACUGUUGAAACUGGAUCAAGUGUUCAUAAAGUCCGAGUUAAAAGUCGGCGUGCUUUACGUUCAAGAGAACCAGUGCACGGAGGAGGAGAUAUUGGACAACCAUAGGAACUCGCCGUUGUUCGACGAGUUCUUGCAGAUUCUCGGUGAUAAAAUCCGUCUGAAGAACUUCGACAAGUACAAGGGCGGUUUGGACACCAUUCACGAUCUAACCGGCUUGUAUUCGGUUUACACGAAUUGGCGGGGCAUCGAAAUUAUGUAUCACGUGUCCACGUUUCUGCCUAAUGAGAAACACGACGUGCAGAGGGUGCAGAAAAAGCGACAUAUCGGAAACGACAUAGUGUGCGUCGUAUUCUUGGAAGCUGACAAAACUCCGUUUAAUCCAGCCUGCAUGAAAUCACAUUUCCUCUACACGUUCAUUCUAGUCCGAGUGAGUCCACGAAUAAAAAGAAAAGUUACCAGAUACGAAGUGUCUGUCGCCACGAGGGACGAAGUUGGAGCGUACAAGCCCUAUCUGUGGGAGCAAAAUGUCUUUAAAAAAGGUCCCAUGUUCCGUGAGUGGCUCCUAACGAAAAUCGUUAACGGAGAGAGGGCAAGCUAUUCCGCGCCGAAGUUCGCGAAGAUGCAAGAGAGAACGAGGACUCAAAUGCUGGAGGAUAUCGUUGCCAAUUUGGAUAACCACGCUAUGACGGGGCAAAUUCCGAAACCGUACAGACGCGGUUCCUGGAGACCGAUCGGCCACAUGAGACCGUCUUCGCCACUUUUAGAUUCUGUCAGGGAUCAAUUCGAGGAUUACGAUCAACUAGCCAAAGACUUUACGAGAGUGUUCCUGAAUAAUCAAGACAACGCCACGUUGAAUGCAAGUCUGUUCGAUGUAUCUUUCCUAGUACACGGUCCACAGAAGCAGAAAGUCAGAUUCAACGGUGUUCGGGCAAUUUUGGCGGUCAGAAGCAGAGUAUUUCAAGAGAUGCUGUACGGAAUUCAAGCAGGUUUCGGGAGUCCUCAAGUACCGGUUGCUGAAUUACUUGCCAAGCCAGCUCCCGCCUUGCCAGGCUCACAGAAACCACGAAGUUCCAACUUUCUUCAAGUUCCUGACGUCGAGGCUCCAAGACCUAAAAGCGAGCCCCCGUCGCCGAUGGUGAAGCGAGCCUUCUCCAAGAUCAGCACGUUCACGGCUGGUUGGGGACGGAGUAUCAGGAAGCACGAGAACCAGCUGCAGGGCGAGGACCGGAAACGAUGGACCAGCUCGCAAGAUUGCAGCAAUAAAGAAGCGAAGGAGAAAGAGAAAGCCGCUCAACAGUUGGCGGUACCGAGGCUGAGUGUUUGCGCGGACGCACAGAAAGUUGACAGAGCCAAGUUGGCACAGAUAGAGUUCGACAUCAUCGAGUUCGAUCCAAAGACGUUCAAGAUCCUGCUCAACUACCUGCAGACAGGCUCCUGUCCACUCACCUGCAGCAAUAUACCAGGUCUGAUCUGCGCGGCGGAGCACUACGAUCUACCAGAACUUCUACAAGCGUGUUUCCAUCACGCGAAACAAUUUCUACGGAUCGAGAUCGUGUGCGUGAUGCUGUGCGCAUUGGAGAACUACUGCUGGCGUUACACUUCCGCCUCGGAGUUGGUCAACAUGAUCCUCGCUUUCAUCGAGACCAGGGCGUAUCAGCUGUUCCAGAAUCCCGAUUUCCUCACGCUCAGCGAGUCUAUGGUUCAGAUGAUCAUGUGCAGGGGCCUGGAGGUGUGCGAGAUUCAAAAAUUCGAGGCGAUGCUCGAGUGGGCGAAGAACAGGAUCAAAGACAGGAAGUCUACAAAAUUGGAUCCAAAGGUGGAGUUCAAAUGCAUCAUGGAGAGGCUUAGCAGAGACUUGAAGCUCCAUAGGAUAACGCCUCAGGAACUUAUCAGAAUUGUCCUGCCGUCGAAGGCGAUCAGAAACGAGAGGAUCCUCGAAACGCUAAUGUACCAGGCGAAUUCUGGCAUCUUCCGGAACGUGGACAGCUACUUGGAGGCUUACCAGAAAAAAGUGCAGAACCAGGAGAGUUUCGACUGUGGCAUGUAA
Habropoda laboriosa is the source of this 4653-nucleotide messenger RNA. RefSeq lists its product as uncharacterized. Gene Ontology annotation, biological process: regulation of small GTPase mediated signal transduction; activation of GTPase activity. Gene Ontology annotation, cellular component: cytoplasm. NCBI's taxonomy places the organism in Eukaryota, Metazoa, Arthropoda, Insecta, Hymenoptera, Apidae. The transcript is spliced from 21 exons. The coding region runs from base 1 to 4653 and encodes 1550 amino acids. The record is from RefSeq and is a predicted model, not a curated record. Gene Ontology annotation, molecular function: GTPase activator activity; protein binding.